This is a messenger RNA of Myripristis murdjan (pinecone soldierfish), 1471 nucleotides long. RefSeq names its product small VCP interacting protein (gene svip). The record is from RefSeq and is a predicted model, not a curated record. The transcript has 5 exons. NCBI's taxonomy places the organism in Eukaryota, Metazoa, Chordata, Actinopteri, Holocentriformes, Holocentridae. Gene Ontology annotation, biological process: positive regulation of autophagy; negative regulation of VCP-NPL4-UFD1 AAA ATPase complex assembly; negative regulation of ERAD pathway. Gene Ontology annotation, cellular component: endoplasmic reticulum membrane. The coding region runs from base 162 to 452 and encodes 96 amino acids.
UCUCCUCGGUACCCAACCCUACUCAGGAGCUACUGAGCUACAUUCAGUAUCAUACUGUUAGGAAAACGACUCUGCACCAUCUCCUGCUUAAAACACCGAGGCCUGGAAGUAAUUGGGCACAUUCUCAUAUACUUUCCUCCACUUCGUGUUUACUAAAAUGUAUGGAAAACAUCAAUCCUCGACGUUUGGGUGUCCAGUAUUACAGUAUGGGGAUGUGCUUACCGUGCCUUGGAGGAGCGGCAGACGACGUUGUGGUGACUCCAGAUCCGGAGACAAGAAGACGACAAUUAGCUGAAGCAGCUGAGAAGAGGCAGAAAGAGACAGCAUACAGGGGUGUCAAAAACCCAGAAACAGUGGAAAGGAAGAGGAAAAAACAGGAGGAGAUGGAGAAACAGGCGAUGACAACCUCUGUUUCUGGUGGAGGCGGUGGGUUGAAGUGGCAGGUGGGCUGAAGGUCCUUCUGGUAAAAGUCGUGAAGUCUUGAUCCUGAGGUUCAACACAACAUGAAGUACUGCUGCAAGAUGACUUGAAAGAUGUGUGACUGCUAUCCAUUUUUAUUUAUUUACUAUUAUUUUUGCCUACUUCAUUUGUCUUGAGGCAGAUGCCUGUAAGUACUUGUGGCUCAAGCUGAACAAUCUGAGGUGAUUACAGACAAAACAGCAGGACCUGCCCCCUUGUUGCCAAGUUAUACAAGUCCAGUUUGGACCUUUGAACCCACCUGGGGUGACACAGUAAUGAAUAACAUAAAUACACAAGAGAAGGAGAUGUGCUUGCUCACACACUGAAGUCAAGAAAUAACUGACAGUUGUCAUAUUUAGACAGAGUGGUCCUCAACACAGAGGCUUUUAUACACUACACUGUUUUUGUAGGUUUUUGCAUUCUAGAGGAAGGAAUUUUACAUUCUUUACUGAUCACGACACUUUUUUAUUUAGUAUGAAGUCUCUCAAAAUCCUUUAUUCAAAUAGCACGUUUUUUAAGUAAAUCACAACACGCCACAUAAUGUAUUAGUGCUUGUUCUAGACUUAAAGCACAUGGCUUAACACUAAUUUCUCCUCCUUUGUGUUUAUUUUUCUCAUUUCAUGUGCAAUUUAUUUGUUGUAAAGUAUGCAAAAUGCCUGCUUAAUUUAAACGAAAUCAGAAAUGGAGUUUGUGAAUUGCCUUAUGAAAAGCAGAAGCUUUUGUUGGACAUAAAUUGCACACCAUUUGUUGGUAAUGACUGAUGUUAUUUGAAUGGUUAUAUGUUGGGAGUGAGGCUUGCCAGCUAAAUGGAGACACAAGAAGAAACUGACAGAAAGAAUAAUGAACUAUGUAGUAUUUAUCUAGUGAAGUGUUUACUUUGACUUGACUUGAAAGUUGAAUGCUUUUUCAUACAACCCUCACUUGAUCCUUAAAUGCUUCCGGUGCUCUUGCUGUUUUCAAGUACAGGAAAUCUAGCCAACAUUAUUUGCUACAAUAAACAACACUUCUGCUA